CUAGUAGCCGCGGCACUUGCUGCCGGCGCUCGACAAGGCUACAACGCGUGUUGUCCUAUGGAGGAAAUUCCUGACUCUCGGCUAGUGACUCGCAGAGAUUUCCUAGACUCCCUUCUCCCGGUCGAUGCACAUGUCCUGGAUGCUGUUUACCAUCGAGUCACAGACCAGCUGCUUGACAAGAAGCGCGAGGGAUGGUCUCUUUGGCCUCCGCAAGAAAAUCAAGAGGAGUUCAAGAGGGGCGAACUCUACAUACCGUUCGUUAGGAUUGCGAACUGUAUAGCGACCACAGCUCGAGAGGUGGCCAAAAGUACUCCGGAGUAUGAGGGUGUCGCUUGCGAAGUCGCGUGGAUGGACUAUUAUGCGCAUCCCCCUACAUGUCUUGACGAAGAGACGGCACUGGUCGGGCCUUGGCCUGAAUGCGCUCUAGCUAUGCCUGUAAUGGAGCCCAUCCUCGACGAUCCCUCGUUACCGGCAGACAAGAGAGAGAAGCUCUGGUGGCUGCAACUUAUAGCUCCGGUUGCGAGCAGAACCAACCCGAGUCAGACAGACGAAUCCCUCGUCCGCCAACUGCUCAAGUACCUUCGCUCGAUUAUGGCCGAGCAGAAGGACCGGCGGUUCGUAUUUGGUCUCGCCCUCAGUCGCUCGCACGUGGCCGUGUGGCUACAGGAUAGGUCCGGGGCCGUUGGCAUGGACGCGCCCAUCGGUAUACAUGAGGACCCAAAGGCCUUCGUUCACGUCAUCACUGCCUUGGCUACUUUGCCCGCGUAUCGCCUUGGCUUCGACACCACUAUGAAGCUGGUGCGCGAGCCGCUCCCGCCUAUCCAUACGUAUCGGCUUUCUUCCCGAGGACCAGACAGCUUCAGCGUUGAGUUAUACGAGAAGAACUCCUGCGAGCUGCAAUGGGUGAUAUCGAUGAAGAACGAUACGUAUAUGACUGUGAAGGCGCUCAGAGACCUUCAGGUCGACGCCAUUGUGGGGGCUUCUUCGAUGGUUUGGGCGGCCAUCCGCUAUGAGGAUCGCUGUCUGGAGGCAGACUGGCGUCCGGUCUUUGUUAUCAAGCAAUGGUGGCAAUCUGAUGAACAGGCGGACGAAGGGGCCAUAUACCAAUAUCUUGGCGGACUGAACUCGACCUCGACUCCGCCAAACCCUGCUUCACGGUACGUUGGCACAAUGGAGUGCUAUGAGACCGCCGAAGUUGGUGGGGAGGUCGACAGCACUGGCGGGCUGAUUCAGCAUGGCCUACCAUCCGCGCCACCCCCACCAGACGAGUCGCCCGCCAGUAAACGAAUGCGUCGGCUGAAUGAAGCAGCAGCUAGCGGGUGGAUGACCUUCAAGACCGAUCACGACAAGCUCGCGCGGUAUUAUGCUGGAGAACAGGCCAAAGCGCUGGCAAGCCGAACUCGCAAGCGGCUUGUCAUGAAUGUGUUCGGUUGCUCAAUCAAGUACUUCGCAUCUUUGCGAGAGCUGUUGACGCUUCUGCUGCAAGGCGUCCGUGGCCACCAAUACGCUUACAAUAACGGUGUCCUGCAACGAGACGUCAGCCCCGCCAACCUGCUGAUCACCUUGCUACGCACGUCCAAUGGUUCGACCAUCCGAGUGAAGGACCCAGAAUGCUGCCUCAUCGACUUCGGCCACGCCAGCAGAAUUCCCAAGAUAUCCGCACGCAUCUCCCCCCCUCCCGAGACCACCGCCGAACCUCUUCUACCCUCCAUGGCUCGCGAGAUACAAAACAUCACCGAGACUCUCGCACAGCGCGCCUAUCAUUUCAUUCGCUUCAGAGCACCUGAAGCUCGAUCUCCGAGGUCUCUGGGCGUCACAUAUAUUUCUGCUGCUCUCGAUUAUUACGAGAAGUGGAACGGGUCACUAUCCUCAAAUGUGGCCAUCGAACCGGCCAUGUUUGGCUGGGAUGCCGUACCGUUGCUGCAGCGUCCCAUACCUUUGAAUUGUACAGAAGACCAAGCGUUGCGUGCGCCUCGAGUUGGCAGUCCACCGUUCGCGAGUGCGCAAAUACUCAACACAGCGCAUGUGAGCGUGAACAUGCACUUCUCCGGUUUUCGCUACAACGGGGUGGUCCACGACGCCAUUCAAGACAUGGAGUCCUUCUUCUGGACCCUUCUCUACCUGUGCGUAACCCGCUCGGGGCCAGGCGGCGACAGGCGGGAGGAGCUCGACGGUGACAUCCCUGACGACUCGUCGGACGUGGAAAAAAUAACGGAACUGCGCCGCAUCGUGUUCUGCUUCUUCGGCGACGAGACGGAGACGAUCGCGAUGAACAAGGCGCAGCUCUUUAGUGAGCCUGAACUGUUCGAGGAGGGUAUACUCGGUCAUGUUCAUCCGUAUUUCGAGCCGCUGAAGCCGCUGCUGCGACAGUGGUGGGACCUUUUGCUCCUUGCGUACGAGUUCGAGGGGUAUGAGUGGCAUGGGAUCCACAAAUUUGUGAUUGCGCUUUUGGAGAGGGCCUUGCGCGAGCUUCCGGCCAAGGACUCGCCGGAGGAUGUGGAGCGGACGCGAAAAGCAAGGGAAAAGCGGGACGGAUUCGUGCGUGAGGUGAUGCUGGCUGGUACGCAUAAAACACCACGGCCGCCGCCAUCACCAUCGCCACUCCCGACCAAAAAGGCCAAGCUGGUUUGA
This is a messenger RNA of Schizophyllum commune H4-8, 2631 nucleotides long. RefSeq lists its product as uncharacterized. NCBI's taxonomy places the organism in Eukaryota, Fungi, Basidiomycota, Agaricomycetes, Agaricales, Schizophyllaceae. The record is from RefSeq and is a predicted model, not a curated record. The coding region runs from base 58 to 2631 and encodes 857 amino acids. The transcript has 7 exons.